This is a messenger RNA of Cotesia glomerata, 4737 nucleotides long. RefSeq lists its product as uncharacterized. The record is from RefSeq and is a predicted model, not a curated record. Gene Ontology annotation, molecular function: zinc ion binding; nucleic acid binding; RNA-DNA hybrid ribonuclease activity. The coding region runs from base 1 to 4737 and encodes 1578 amino acids. NCBI's taxonomy places the organism in Eukaryota, Metazoa, Arthropoda, Insecta, Hymenoptera, Braconidae. The transcript has 3 exons.
AUGAAUAGCCCUAACCUCAACGUAAACAACAUCACAAUGAGCUCACAACAGAUCCAACAGUCCCAAAGACACACCAGUUCAAGAAAUGUAAACUACGCUAAUGUAACAUCGAAAGACAGUUUUCCAAAAAGAGACCAAGCAAUUAUUAUUGAAUCACUUGAAAAUGUGAAUAUUGAAGUAUACCUAGAUGCCUUGUCUUCUCUCGUCCCACCUACAGCCAUCCGGUUCAUCUCCCGGAUUGCUCAGAACCGAAUUUGUAUGUAUCUGGAGUCUUCUCAACUAGUAGAAGAUCUUGUGGAAAGAAAAUGCAAGUUAACAAUUAACAAUCGAGAACUACCAAUUAGAUCUCUUGUGGUCAAAAAUAAAAGAAUUGUUCUCUCCAAUGUAUGUCCAACUAUACCGCACUACACCGUAGAACAAGAACUCAGGAAAAUGGGAGUGGAGCCUAUGUCUCCAAUAACCUAUCUUCGAUCAGGUACUGCUAAUCCUAAGUACGCGCACGUCUUGAGUUUUCGAAGACAGGUCUUCGUAUCUCCAACCGACGAGAAAAAACUACCGGAAAAGUUUCAACUGAACUUCGAGGAUAUAAACUACUGGAUUUACCCUACUUGCGACUCAUUAAAAUGCUUCCUGUGUAAAGAACUGGGACAUUUGGCUAAAAAUUGUCCCAUAAACACACGAGAUACCCAUCAGAAUACUGAGAGUGUUGGGGCAACUUCACUCCACACUACCAAUAUUCAAUCUCAACUACAAACUAAUCUAGAAUCCUUGAUAGAAGACCAAACUCACAAUGAAACUCAAGAAUUACCCACCACCUCAGAUGUAACAAUUGACCCAACUCAAAUGAAAAUAAAUUUACAAGAUCUUUUCGUCGUUCCUACGGUAAACGAUCCAGAGUUCCCAAAAAGAGCCCACCCUCCAACAACUUCAACAAUCUCAUCGUUGGACGUCUUGGAAAAAGAGUUGGAUAUGGAAACAGAACCAGAAGAUUACUCCGAAUCAAUCGCGUCAGAAGAGUCUGACAGUCCUUCAAAAAUCGACAUAACGAACACUCAAUUACCUAAAAAAAGUAUAGCAAAAAAAAGAAAGCUGGCAGAGAAACAAGAAUUCUACAAUGCAGCGUGGAAUAAUGUCAAGGAAAAAGUCGAAGCUCAAGUCCCACCAGCUAAUCACGUUCUCAGCGCUGAUCAGCUGAGACACUUGAUCGAAAGCACUAAAGGUAAGGAAGCGAUAAAAGAUACAGUUAAGCAAUAUUCAGACAAUCAAAGUCCUUUAUGCCUUUGUCUGCAAGAAACUAACUUCAACAAAGAUCACUGUGCUAACUUAAACGGUUAUUUAAAAUACUUCAAAAACAGAGUAGAAGCUAAUAGAGCGAGUGGUGGCGUCGCCAUUUUUGUCAAGUCCCAUGCAAUCCCGGAAGAAAUACAGCUUACAACUAAUCUAGAAGCAGUAGCAGUCAGAUUAAAAUACCCUAUAAACAUUUCUCUCUGCAAUAUCUACAUACCUAACAGCAAAACAUUAGAGACAGAAGAAUUAACAAGAAUCAUCAAUCAGCUUCCUAUACCUUUUAUCCUCCUCGGUGACUUUAACAGCCACCACGAGUACUGGGGAUCGGACCGUCAAGACCCCAGAGGUAACCUAAUAGCAAACUGGUUAGACAGUAACGAAGACUUAAUACUAUGCAAUACUGGACAACCAACCCACUUCUGUACGCGAAGCGGACGAACUAGCUCCAUAGACCUAACAAUAGUUGACAAAAUCAUUGCUCCAGCCGUCAGAUGGGUUGCGCUCGAAGACACUUAUGAUAGCGAUCAUUUUCCCAUAGUCACCAUGCUUCUAUCUCCAGAUGACUGUCCCUCUCCAGUACUCGUUGAAAAGUUUAUCUAUAGUAAAGCAGAUUGGCCCUCCUACCAAUCCAAAGUAGAUGAAUUACUCCAAAAACUUCCGGAAAUCAAUCUCAGAGGUGAAAUCCCAGUUGAUGAAAUAACCGCUGAAUUUUCAUCUCUAAUCCUAGAAGCAGCAAACUUGUCGAUUCCAAAAACUAACGGCAAACGAAAAAAGAAACAAGUAUAUUGGUGGAACGAAGAUUGUAAAAAAGCAGUGUUGGAACAAAAAAAAGCCUUUCGGAUGUACAAGAAGAACGCUCACUCUGACCAGAGCGCCCAACUCAGAAUAGAAUUCAUGAAAAAGAGAGCCAUAGCUAGAAGAACUCUAAAAGAAAGUCGACGAAGCUCAUGGAGAGAGUUUGUAUCAUCCAUUAACAACCAAACCCCUGUUACAGAGGUUUGGAAUAAAAUACACUGCCUAAACACAAAUAAGAAAAAAGCAUUGAGUACUAUAGUUUUAGAAAAAGAAGACGGGAAUCAUACAGCGAAUCCAAUAGAGACAGCAGACAUGCUGGCAGCCUCUUUCGCAGCCAACUCGAGCUCCUCCAAUUAUGAUGAAAAAUUUUUAGACCUCAGGAAAAAUGAAGAAAUCAACUCACUCUUUGACACUCAAGAUAACAGCCAAACCUUUAAUGGAGAACUGUCGAUGCACGAACUAACAAGGGAACUAGCAAAGCUGCGCAACUCCAGCCCAGGCCCUGAUCAAAUACCGAAUAUCCUAAUCAAAAACCUUCCAGUUAGAGGUCUCUGCUACCUACUCGACUUAUUCAACUUAAUCUGGAUAAAACAGCAGUUUCCUCAAAAGUGGAAAGAAGCUAUAAUAGUGCCAAUCUUAAAACCAAAUAAAAUCCCAAGUAACUGCAAGAGCUAUAGGCCCAUCGCCUUAACCUGUAAUAUAAGUAAACUCAUGGAAAAAAUACUUUCCAAAAGACUAAAAUGGUAUGCAGAAGCCAACAAUAUCAUUUCUCCACAACAAUAUGGUUUUCGACAGUUUCGCUCGACUCAAGAUCACCUGGCCAACUUCGUCACUCAAAUAUGUGACGCAUUCAUAGAUAACCAAUUUUUACUAGCAGCUUCCCUGGACAUUGAGAAGGCGUACGAGAUGGCUUGGGCUCACCGAAUCCUGCGCAUAUUGGAAAAAAAGAACAUAAGAGGAAAUAUGCUGGCUUAUAUUAAAAACUUCCUAACAGACAGGAGAAUUCAGGUGAGAGUGGAUCAUACUCUAUCUGAAAGUAGAAUAGUCGAAAAUGGAUUCCCACAGGGAGCAGUAUUAAGUGUCAUUCUCUUUUUAAUAGACAUUAAUGAUGUAAUUGAUCACAUCUCAAGUCCUGUGAAAGGAAAUCUUUUUGCAGAUGACCUCAUCGUACACUGCAGAGGCAAAAACUUAAAUCAUACAUCACACUUAGUGCAAAAAACCUUAGAUUCUCUCCAGAAAUGGAAGAGGAUUAAUUUACUCAAGGUAAUAUCCUCAACAAAGUGGGGAGCGGACAAGUACUCAAUGCUAUUAACUUACCGAGCAACAAUUAGAUCAAAAAUGGACUAUGGAUCAAGUCUCUACGACACAGCAGCAGGCCACCGAUUAAAUGAAUUGAAUAGCAUCCAUAAUUUAGCACUUAGACUGAGCAUCGGGGCUUUUAGAACCAGUCCGAUCAACAGCACCCUAGCGGAAGCAGAAGAAAUGCCACUAUACCUAAGAAGAAAAGAAAUCUUAUUAAAUUUUAUGAACAGAGCCCAAGCACAAACAGGCGACCCAGCCUUCGAUUACACAAAAAAGAAUCCAGUAACAGAUCUCGAAUAUAGACUCAAAAGCAAGUCUCUUAAACCCCCAAGAGUCAGAUACUCAGACGAGCUAGAUAAACUUAACAUAAUAGUCCCCAGUUUCCUCCCUAGAAGACAAGGUAUCUCUCCACCAUGGAAGUCUCCAAACGCACACAUAGAUCUUGAACUAGCAGAGAGACAAAAAAAUACUACACCAGACCAAACGUAUCGUAGCUACUUCCAGGCUGUUAUGGAGAAAUAUACAAACUACACAUGUUUUUAUACAGACGGAUCGGUUAAAAAAGAGCGAACUAGCUGCGCAGUGGUAUUCUCAAAUACCAAGUUGGACUUCCGUCUACAAAAUUUUAAUUCAAUCUUCACCUGCGAAGCUACAGCAAUCUCACAAGCAUUAUCCAUUGCCAUCGACAAGCCUGACCUGGGACAUAUAGCAAUUUUCACCGACUCAAGGAGUUGUCUUUCAGCAAUAUCAAAUAUAAUAAACACCAACCCGAUCAUCCUGAAUAUCCAAGAAAAAAUCCACUCACUUAACGACAACAACAGACUAGUUAAACUAAUCUGGAUCCCUAGUCACCGAGGAAUUCCAGGGAACGAAGAGGCAGACAAAGUAGCAAAAGAGGCUAUCGACAACCUAGCAAUCAACUACUCAAUCGCUACCACAGCUACAGAAUUCAAAAAGCACAUAAAAAACUCAAUCCGAGAUCAGUGGAAAGAAGAGUGGGAGAAAUGGGCAAGAAAAAACGCCCCGAAAUUAGCUGAAGUCAGAGACUCACAUUAUGAUCCUAACCCAGUUGACACCUUCUGCAGGCGUGAUCAAGUCACACUCACAAGAUUACGUAUAGGCCAUACGAAACUAACCCACUCAUACUUAAUGAGCAAAGAACCAAAGAAUAACUGCAAUUUCUGUAAUAUGGAGCUCACUGUUAAGCACAUAUUAUUUGAAUGUCAAAGCCUCGUCCCCAUAAGGAACAAAAUCCAGCUACCGAACACCAUCAAGGACUGUCUCAACUCAACAAGAGGAUGCUACAAGACGUUAAAGUUUCUCAAAGAAAUCAAGAUAAUUAAUGAAAUUUAA